This is a messenger RNA of Paraglomus brasilianum, 239 nucleotides long. NCBI's taxonomy places the organism in Eukaryota, Fungi, Glomeromycota, Glomeromycetes, Paraglomerales, Paraglomeraceae. The record is from the annotation of a GenBank genome assembly.
GUCAAGAUGAUGGCAAGCUGCCACCUGAUCCCAUAGAAAGAUUUCAGCAAUGUCAGAUAAUCAAAAACUUGGCCUGCUGGAUGGAACAAGUGAUAGCAGAUUUUAUAAUUCCGUUCAGUCAGAGUACUAUCUCUGAUAUUCUGUCAAAUGAGGAGAAAUGGGCUCUCAAUAGAUAUAGCUUCACAAGAAAAAAACUUGUCAAGCUUUCCCCUACAUUGGAAGAAGCCCUAUCAAGGUAG